Talaromyces proteolyticus is the source of this 1096-nucleotide messenger RNA. RefSeq names its product phytanoyl-CoA dioxygenase family protein. The transcript has a single exon. NCBI's taxonomy places the organism in Eukaryota, Fungi, Ascomycota, Eurotiomycetes, Eurotiales, Trichocomaceae. Bases 43 to 1002 code for a protein of 319 amino acids. The record is from RefSeq and is a predicted model, not a curated record.
CCAGAAACAAAUCAAUCUUAAAGGGCACAAAUAAUAAUCAGCAUGUCCACUGUUGAUGCCGACGGGCUCACCCCCGAGCAGCUACAGUCUUUCAACGACAAUGGCUUCCUGGUAAUCCCCAACUACCUGUCCGCCGCCGAAGUGCAGUCCCUCCUCUCCACCACUCACUCCCUCCUCGACAGCUUCUCGCUUGACACCCACCCCAUGACGCGCUUCACCACGGGCGACGACGACGAGAAAACCAAACACGUUGGCGACGACUACUUCCUCUCGUCUGGCAACAAAAUCCACUUCUUCUUCGAGCCUGACGCUGUGGCCCCCCCAACCUCCUCCGAAGGCGCACCCCGCCUACUCAAACCCAAGAAUCUGGCCAUCAACAAAAUCGGACACGCCCUGCACUCUCUCUCCCCACCCUUCGCUGCCGUCACUAUUUCGGCUCGUAACGCCGCCAUCGCCAAGUCCCUGGGCUUUCGCGACCCGCGCUGUCUACAGAGCAUGGUGAUCUGCAAGCAGCCUGGGAUCGGCGGCUCGGUCCCGCCGCAUCGCGACUCAGAGUUCCUGUAUACCUCGCCGCCGUCGGCUGUGGGCUGGUGGAUUGCACUGCAGGAUGCGACGACGGGGAAUGCGGCGCUGGGGAUGGCGCGGGGGUCGCAUCGCGGCAGGAGGGGCGGGCAUAUUGUGCGCCGGUUUGUGAGGGCGGAGGGGGGGACAACGUUUAUUACGAAUGAUGGGCAGCAGUUGCCGAAGGGCCAGGAGGAGGAGAAGGAAAUGGAAGGGGGAGGUGAGGAGGGUGGGUUUGAGGUUCUAGAUGUCAAGGCCGGUGAUUUGGUGCUUAUUCAUGGGAAUGUGCUGCACGAGAGCCAGCGGAACACGAGCGAGAAGAGUCGCUAUGCGUAUACAUUCCAUGUCAUUGAGGGCGCUGAGGGCUGGACGUACGAUGAACGCAACUGGCUGCAGCCGCCAGCAGAAGGCUUCUCGCGGCUGAAUGAUGCGGUAGAGUAAACAAUAUUCAAUUGACAAUAAAGUCUAUAUACAUGUACAUACAUAACUAACACUCAAUGCAAAGGCUAAGGCAUUGAGUAAUACCUCUUCCCCG